CAGGACUGCUGCAUUCAAUCGAGCAUGCGACCCUCCCGCAUCUUCCCCAUGGCCCUUGCCAUCGUUGAGGCCCUCUAUUGGCGCCCGGAAGACCCUCACAGGCAUUCUGGGUCGCCCAGAAACUUGUCUUAUCACGGUUGGCCGAGUCUCGACCCUAUGAGCCUACUCGCUUAGAGCCACUCCUCCGAACUAGGCCUUGACCGGUAUCGAUAACUUUCUUACCGCCAAUUCGUGUGACUAACCAAGCCUCGCAAUGCGUUGAACUAUCGAAGAUAGGAUCCCAUUUCCUGCUCUAGCGUCUCACACGCAGGGACAGACCAUGGCGGGGGCCUAACUUUCUCUCCUAAGCCUCGCGAGCCCGAUUAUGCGAGGAAUGUUUAUAUUCGAAGACCCUUGAUAUCGAGGGUCCAUCUCCACUCUUUGUUCCCUUACAGCCUUGCUGCAAACAAUGUCUGGAUAUCUCUUUGUCCGUGACGGCCACCCGUCUCGUCACCAAGUCAAAUUCCAAGACAACGACCUCGAUGAUAACGAGUCCAAUGGCAAUGACAUGGAGAUGGAUCCUUCCGGACAGCAAGAAACCCCUGCAAAUGAGGCAGACGAGCAGAUAAAAGAAGAUGGGAAAAGUUCUGGCGAUGGACCAAACCCGGCUUUUACCAUUACAACCAACCGUACUGGAGAUGAACCGGCCACUCCAAAGGAUGGGCUGGUCCUGGGAGGUGGCCAAACGAUCAAACUCAUGCUUGUGCCGGACAAACCACCAGCACCACCACCCGCUCCGGCGAAAGAGAAGAAGCCUCAUCCUCAGGCCAAGAUGAAGAAGUUUUGGAAGAACUUCGAUCCCGAGUACACUGGCAAAGUCACUCGCGUUCUACCCGACCGGAUCACAGAGAAGGAUCUCAGCGCCGUGACACUUGUCGGCGAGAUCGCCCACAAGGCCAUCAAGUCCUACGAGGAUGCCAAGGCAUCUUGUAUUCGAGACGUGAAACGAAUCAUUAGGGAAUGCCGAGCCUCGAACCAGAAAUACACCGAUUCUCACUGGGAUAUCGAAAGGGAUCUGAAGAUCACCAGGAUCAGGGAUUGCCUGGACGGCCUGAUCAUUGAGGAUGACGACAAAGAAUAUCCGGCAGAUGCAAAACGAGUCACAGAUAUCUUCGACGAACCAAGGUUCUACGUGAAUGGUGUCUCUUACGACGAUAUUCUGCAAGGAUCGGCAGGAGAUUGCUGGUUCUUGGCCGCCAUUUCUACCUUGAGCUGCAAUCAAGAAUUCAUUGAUCGUGUUUGCGUGAUCCAGGAUCAAGCAGUUGGUGUCUAUGGCUUCGUGUUCCACCGUGAUGGUGAGUGGCACCAAUGCAUCAUUGAUGACAAGCUAUAUCUCCGGGCACCGGCAUACGACGAGAGCGGGGAUGUAGUUCUGGGACAAUAUGGAAUCCGAAGGCCGGACCAGGAAGACCAGUACCAAGAACUUUUCCAGCGCGGAUCCAAGUCAUUGUAUUUUGCUCAGUGCCGAGAUCAAAACGAGACUUGGGUGAGUCUUCUCGAAAAGGCCUAUGCUAAGGCGCAUGGAGAUUAUGCUUCCAUCUCCGGCGGACAAACCGGGGAGGCGAUUGAAGACCUCACUGGCGGCGUCACGACCGAAAUAUAUACCACCAACAUCCUGGACACAGAUGCGUUUUGGAAAAAAGAACUCAGCCGCAUCGGAAAGGAUUUCGUUUUCUCUUGUGCUGCGGCGCGCUGGCGCGAGUGGCGCCCAUAUCUGGUGGCGAACGAAAAGAUCCGAGAGGAGCGUCGCUCUGGGAUCGUGAGCCAACACGCUUAUGCAGUCCUCGACACAUAUGAAGGCCAUGGGCAACGGCUGGUCAAGAUCCGCAACCCUUGGGGCCGAAAAGAAUGGACAGGUGCCUGGAGUGACGGAUCCAAAGAGUGGACCGCUGAGUGGUUGACAAGAUUGAGCCACCAGUUCGGUGACGACGGUGUCUUCUGGAUGACCUACAAGGAUAUGUUGAGCAAGUACAAAUACAUCGAUCGGACCCGCAUCUUUGGCUCUGACUGGCAAGUUGCUCAGCAAUGGAUGUCAGUGCAAGUGCCCUGGAGUACGCUGGACUACCAGACAAACCACUUCUCAAUCGCUGUUCCCGAAGACACGGAUGCGGUGAUUGUACUCUCUCAGCUUGAUGAGCGGUACUUCAAGGGAUUGCAGGGUAAGUACAAUUACACUAUGCAAUUCCGAGUGCAGAAAGACGACGACGACGAAGAGGAAUACCUCGCUCGAAGUAAGAUGAACUAUGAGUUGAUACGCUCUGUGAACGUCGAAGUGCGUCUGACCAAAGGUACUUAUACUGUGCUGGUCAAAGUCGAGGCGCACGCCACUGGACGAGAUGAGGUGGAGAAUGUCAUCAGAAAGAAUAUCCACCGACGAGACAAGAUCACUCAAAUCGGCAAACUGUACGAUCUGGCUCAUCAGAAGGGCCAGCUCCCUUCGUCCUCGUCGCCGUCGGGAGUUACCUCAAAGUCUGCAUCUGGAACUUCAACUCCUGUCCCCUCUGGAGCCAGAACACCGUCCACCUCGUCCUCUUCUUCGGCGCCGGCAGCAGCGGACGAGGCCAAACAAGAUUCUGACGACAAUGAGAAAGACCCUAAUCGCAACCCAUGGAACGCAAGCUGCGUUGUUGGGCUUCGCGUCUACAGCAAGCAGCCGGAUCUCGAGCUCAGGGUCGUCGUGCCGUCCAAGGAGGAUGUCCACGAGAUGCCGACACUUGACCGAGACGACGUGGCCAAGAGCGCGCUGGACGAGGUCCAAGCCGUUGCAGAGAAGGUAGAAGAGGUUGUUGGAGACAAGAAAGAAGGGGAAGAGGAAGGAGAAGCCGAAGACGAGAAGAAGGAAAAUGACGAGGCGAACCCAGAUGAGACAGAAACAAAGAAGGCCGUUACCCGAAGCGAGAGGCUAAUUGUCGAGAGUGAUGAGGACGAAGACGACGACGACGACGACGAGGAAGAAGAAGACGGCAGUGAUGGUAGCGACGACAACGACGGUGACGAGUAAACAUGGCGCUUGAAAGCCAGAGCGAGCGCCUGCAUUUCAACUUUUGCGUUCCAGCAAGGCGCCAGGAGCAUUCAGUUGCUGAAAGACUGACCAAAUCUCCUGGGUAGGGAGAACCAGACUGUUCUCGCGUUCCCAGCGUUUUGUUACGGCGUUUUCAGCGUGUUGGUUAUGAAGGAUACUGGGCUGUUCCACUCAUCUUGCGCCGCACCGCUGACUGGAUGGCAUAUAUCCGGCGGGCUCCAAUUGAGAGUAUGGGAUCAGAUACGUUUCAUUUUGACUCACUCCAAUCAGAACUAUACAACAAUAUCCCCUCAAUCAACCACCAACCCCAUCCGCACCAGUGCACUGUCACACUGUCCAGUGUGUCUGAAGACCAAAUCCCCAAGUCAAACAAGGGAAGAAAGGAUCCUCCUGUACCGAGGAGUCCCUGGGCCUAGACCCGGUUUCGAAACUGGACUCAGGAUCCGAAGGGGAGGCGGAAUAGGCCCCUUGGUCCUCGGCAUUUCCCUCUAUGUAUUUCAUAUCUUUACAGAUACGUUUCCUCGUACCGUCUAUAGUUUGUCUGCGGCCAUAGCCUCACCAGCCAGCCAGCUACGAUGGAAAGCGAAGAAUUGCCUUUUGGUAGAAGAUCAUGUCUC
Messenger RNA from Cladophialophora immunda, 3678 nucleotides. RefSeq lists its product as uncharacterized. The record is from RefSeq and is a predicted model, not a curated record. Gene Ontology annotation, cellular component: cytoplasm. Gene Ontology annotation, molecular function: calcium-dependent cysteine-type endopeptidase activity. The coding region runs from base 449 to 3040 and encodes 863 amino acids. NCBI's taxonomy places the organism in Eukaryota, Fungi, Ascomycota, Eurotiomycetes, Chaetothyriales, Herpotrichiellaceae. Gene Ontology annotation, biological process: proteolysis. The transcript is spliced from 2 exons.